AUGGAUGAUGGGAAUAAAUUUUUAUUUUUAUUUGGAGCUGUUUUAAUCUCAUUGUUCGUAAAUGAACCUCCUGAACGGCGUUAUUUUCUUUUGCAACAAAUGAAAGCAAAUAUAGAUAAAACACGUAGAAUAAACUUGGUAUCGCAUGUCUGUCGUAAGGUCGUAAAAUUGGGUGAAAGAAAAAGGUAG
Molecule: messenger RNA, 189 nt
Organism: Clunio marinus
Lineage: Eukaryota; Metazoa; Arthropoda; Insecta; Diptera; Chironomidae
Source: the annotation of a GenBank genome assembly